CGUCUGCCCUAUUGUUAAUUUCCGGCAAAUGGAACCAUUACUUACUUAAUUCUUGUCAGUCCCAGUUCCCUAAGGUCUAUAUUCUGAGGUGAAGAUACACUCCUUUCUCUUCUAACUUUCUGUCAUUCGUUUGUAUAAUCGGAACAUCAGUCGCUCGUUUCUGUCCAGUUGUUCCUCUAUCACUCUUUUUCCCCCUCCUAGACUCCUUUUGUGUCAAUCUAUUCAGGGGUUGAUAUCGAUUUCGGGCCGAUACCGCCAAGCCACCAAAGAGAAUACCGUAAAGGAACUCCAAUAGGAAGAAAAAAAUGCGGUUUCUGCUCCUUUUUGCUAUUGGGUUCACCCCCCUGGUUUCCGCCCUUAGCAUCAACAAGCCGGGCGCCAACUCAACGUACGCUGCCGGAUCUACAGUAACGGUCAACUGGAGUACGGUGGACACGGAUCCCACCGAGAUCAGCCUCUACUUGUGGAACUUUGUUUCCUGGCCGCCCUCUUAUGUUUCUCUGGCUCAGAAUGUGCCCACCGCCGAUCAGUCCUACGCGGUGCAGAUCCCCUGCGACACCAACCCCGAAUGGGGCUAUCAAAUCAGCGCCAUCAACGGGACCAAUGUAUACAUCAUCUACGCGCAGGGUGACCGGUUUACGGUCUCCGAACCUGUGAAUGGCACCAGCUGUGCCGACUCUGUCCCCCCACCACCAGCUUCCACCUGCGGUCCCACCAGCGCGGUGUCGACCGUUUAUGUCACGGUGAGCCCUACUGGUUCCAGUUCUCGUCUGAUUCAUCAUUCCUCCCACGGCCUUCAUUCCAGCCACCACCUGCAUUCCACCCACGUCCUCCCUGCUCCCUCAUCCACUGUCACUGCCUCUUCAAAAUACGUGAAGCCCGGAAUUGUGCCUAAGACUAUUGGUUGGUGCUCAGACUACUCCCACCCUGUGACCUUGGACAAGGUCCCCACGCCCACCCCAGUCCCGGCUGGCACCAACGACGCUGGACUCUCUACACCUUCCGCAGUCGUCACUGCUGCGCCUAGUGAGGUGACUGGAGAAGCAAAGAUCGUGACAAUCACUACUACGGUGUCCGUACCUGCUGCUCCUGGAGACGAACAAUGCCUUUUUGUCUAAACGCGGCUAUGCCAUGUUAGAAAUUGAUCUGCCUCAAUACUAUGUAUUUAGUAUGCUUGUUGAUUAAUGAACUUACAGUUCCACUAUA
This is a messenger RNA of Aspergillus pseudonomiae, 1206 nucleotides long. RefSeq names its product Ser-Thr-rich glycosyl-phosphatidyl-inositol-anchored membrane family-domain-containing protein. The transcript has a single exon. The coding region runs from base 306 to 1118 and encodes 270 amino acids. The record is from RefSeq and is a predicted model, not a curated record. Lineage: Eukaryota; Fungi; Ascomycota; Eurotiomycetes; Eurotiales; Aspergillaceae.